UGGGAGCCGUGCACUCCGUCCUGCUCCCACCCGGUGCUGCCAGAGAGAUGGGUCUGCUCCUGAAGGUCAUCCUCCCCUUGAUGGGGCUGGGGCUGGCCGUGUAUUUUUAUUCAGCACCCGAGAAUUUCAACGAGGAGAUGCUCCGGGGGAAGCGGGUGAUCGUGACGGGAGCCAGCAGCGGCAUUGGGGAGCAGAUGGCGUACCACCUGGCACGCAUGGGGGCCCACGUCCUGGUCACCGCGCGGACGGAGGCCAAGCUGCAGAAGGUCGUGGAGCGGUGCCGGGAGCUGGGUGCAGCAUCCGCCCGCUUCGUGAGCGGCUCCAUGGAGGACACGGCGUUCGCCGAGGAGGUAGUGAAGGAGGCCGAGAACACCUGGGGAGGCCUCGAUAUGCUCAUCCUGAAUCACAUCGGCCACUCUUACUUCAACUACUUUGAUGGGGAUGUGGACCACAUACGAAAGCUCCUGGAGACCAACUUCCUCAGCUACGUGGCGAUGACCGUGACUGCCCUACCCAUGCUGAAGGAGAGCGAGGGCAACAUCGUCGUCGUUUCGUCUGUGGCAGGUAAAGCCCCUGGCCCGUUUGCUGCUCCCUAUUCUGCAACAAAGUUCGCCUUGGACGGAUUUUUCAGCUCCUUGCGACAUGAGUUCAUCAUAGAAAACGUCAAUGUUUCCAUCACGCUCUGCAUCCUGGGCUACAUUGACACUGACAACGCCAUGCAGGCGGUCUCACAUGCCAUCAAGGUGGCCCCGUCGCCCAAGGAGGAGUGCGCGCUGGAGAUCAUCCGCAGCGGGGCCCUGCGCCAGCACGAGCUGCACUACCCACCCGGCAUCGUGAACGGGAUGCUGCUCCUGCGUGGCCUGGCCCCCGGCUUUCUUGACACCCUCAUCAGGAGCAACAUCGUCGUGGAAAACGUCCAGAGAGCGCCGCCACCCCACGGCACCAGGGUGCCCCCGGCCGGCUCCCCGGGGUCGGGGCGUUAGCGCGGCUCCAAGUGCCCGGGGUGGCCCCGCACUGACGCGCCCCACACACAGCGGUGUCUGCAGAAAAACCCACCCCGAAACAGCACGUGGGGACGCUUUGUGAAGACAGCACAGCUGGGAACAUGGGGCCCCUCCGGAGCUGCCCACGCAAGAUGGGACAACAGAAAACAACGACAUGGCACAAAAACAUCUCUUUUAGUUAGGACACUUGUAGCCGGCCUCUGCUGAUCAAGAGGAGCAUGCAGCAGGGCUCCCUCUCGCCAGCCAUUCUCUUCCCCUGGCUCCACAAAAGCUGAAAAAUUCAGAAAUCCACAAGGCUGGAAACAGAGAGGGGUUCGGGAAGCAUGCUCAGGCUGUGUGCUUUGCUGCACAUGUUCUCUGCAUUUCAUUGCAUCCCUCUCAAAGGGGGGAUUAAGUAAAAGGUAAUUAACAGGAAAGGCAACUGGGCCCGCAGAACACAGCCUCCUGCUUCUGAGGGAAAGAUGAUGGGAUUCAGAAUGGCUCGACUGAAACAUGAAAAUCUUCAGUGACCUACUUAAAAUUAGAUAUUUUUUGGGAAAAAACAAAAAAACAAAAAAACAAAAAAACA
Anas platyrhynchos (mallard) is the source of this 1572-nucleotide messenger RNA. Its product is annotated as 11-beta-hydroxysteroid dehydrogenase 1-like. NCBI's taxonomy places the organism in Eukaryota, Metazoa, Chordata, Aves, Anseriformes, Anatidae. Gene Ontology annotation, molecular function: steroid binding; 11-beta-hydroxysteroid dehydrogenase (NADP+) activity. The record is from RefSeq and is a predicted model, not a curated record. Gene Ontology annotation, cellular component: intracellular membrane-bounded organelle; endoplasmic reticulum membrane. Gene Ontology annotation, biological process: steroid catabolic process.